GACACUUAGCUCCUCCAUUUCCUGUUGUGGAUUCGGAGUUUGAGAGAUAAAUAAUACCUCUGGUCCAUAAUGUAAAUGUAUCAUCAGUACUGGGAGGUUUAUACAAUUAUAAUUUUUGGUCAAAGGCUCUAAACGUGCAUCAAAGAACCCAAUACGAGAGAUGCCACUCAUCGGCUGUACCUGAUGGCAUGACGCGUCUGUUGAUAUUCCCUUGACAACAACGGAUCGGAUACCAGUACUCAGGCCCACCACCAUGCCCAUAACGUUGCUGUGGGCGGUGGACGUGUAUGGACGGGUGUACAGCCUCUCCACCGCCAGUGGGCGCUGGCAGCGAGGGGACGACAAGCUCUUGGAGCUCAAGCGUGUGAGUGCAGGGAAAGGGCGCAGCUGGGGAGUCGGCUGCGACCACCACGUCUACCUGAACUUGAUGCCAAGCGAGACCCCAAUCCGCUUCCGGGAGGAGACGUAUGAAAACCAGCGGUGGAACCCGGUGGAGGGCUUCACAGACGUGCUGCUGCCAACCGACCGCUGGCCCUGGAGCGACGUGACGGGGGUGAGCGCCCAGCCCCUCCACAGCUUUGCGUGCCACUCCCACAGCUGGGAAUGGGAGGGGGACUGGUACGUGGACCUGACCUGCGGAGGGGAGCCCAGCCAGACUGGGGGCUGGGAGUAUGCGGUGGACUUUCCUGCUAACUUCUCUCCAGAGAAGAAAUGGAACUCAUGUGUGCGUCGCCGCCGCUGGAUCCGCUACAGGAGAUACACUGCACAGGGCAGCUGGGCCAAGAUCCCCCUGGACCAGCCCCAGAAAGCCCCCCUGCCCCUGUGUGACAUCAGCUGUGGGGGGUGGGAGAUGAGCGACCAGUCGGGCCGGUACCCUUGUCUCUGGGGGGUGUCCCAACAGGGCCAGGUGUGGUUCAGGGAGGGCAUCCAGCCCCGGGUCCCGGAGGGGUCCUCCUGGGAGGAGGUGGGAGUGCCCAAGGAGGUGGCCCAGCUCUGUGCCGGCCCUGGAGACCUGCUGUGGGCGCUGCUGUGGGACGGGAACCUGUUGGUGCGCAUGGGCCUCAGCCUGGACAGCCCCACAGGGAGCUCUUGGGUGGAGGUCGAAACACCUGGAAAGGAGGUGGAGGCCCUCCAUGUGGCAGUAGGGGUCAGCGUGGUCUGGGUGGUGACUAAGGACUUUAAGGUGUGGUUCCGGCGUGGCGUCAACUCCCAUAACCCCUGUGGCUCGGGCUGGAUCAGCAUCGGAGGGGAGAUGAUGAUGGUGGACGUUGGACUCCACGACCAGGUGUGGGCCGUGGGUGAGGACCGAGGGCUUUAUUUUAGGAUGGGCGUGACUGCGUCUGAGCCCAGCGGCAGCGGCUGGAUUCCCAUCCUGGCCCUAUGGGGGAACAACACGGAAUUAGCCCCGCCCAGAGAUGAUUUCGGGGGAUGUCUGACCGAGGCCUCCCAGGGUUCUGUGUUGAGCUGCACCGACUCCGAAUCAGAAGUGGGACCCGUGGACCAGCCCACCCACACCACCGACACCGCCGCCACUCUGGACCCACCUGAGGCCUCCACGACGGCCCCCGCCGAAACCCUCUCCACGCCCCCCCCUGCCACCCAGGACGCUCCCAAGUCUUUCAUCCCCACCAGCGACAGCUUCAUCACCAGCCUGGUCUCGGACCGAGAGAGAUCCCCAGCAGCAGCCCCUCGGUCCCGCUCGGAGGCCCCCCCGGGGGAGGGGGGUGGGGAGCCCUUGUCAUCCGCUGGAGCCGCCCCCUCGUCCUCUCCAAACAGCACCACCCCGCUCCAAACACUGGGGAGCGGCUCAGAAGCAGGCCAGGGAGCGGUCGCUGUUCCCUGGAGCACCGUGGACCUAGAGGGGGUGGAGGCGGCCAGGAGCGGCCAGACAUUGGGGGGAGCGGCGGAGACGUCGAUGGGGCGCGGAGGGGGCGGGGCCGGGGCGGCAGCCACCUACCCCCUCGGUCUGGACCCUCUCCCGGGGGCGGGGGAGUCCGAUGCCCCGGUGUGGGCCUGGAUCUCUGGAGGGGGAUGUGAUGUAGACGCCAGCUCUCUGAUAAGCUGGCUCAGCCCCACAGGUGCUCUGAGGAGCUCCAUGUCGCUGACUCCUGUUCAAUCAGCUGCCUGGAGUGGACAGAAGGAAUUCCCCAGACAGGAAGUCAGCAAGAAGCCCCUUGAGCGUAGCAACUCGGUGUGGAUACGCAGUGGAGCUCUUCGCUGGUGGAGGGACUGGAAGCCCCAGCGUUGGGUAGAUGUGAGCGUAGCUCUGGAGCAGUCCACGGACUGCAACGGCAGGAAGGACUGCAUCUUCUUCAUCUACUACACCCAGUAUGACGAGAAGAAGUACCUGCAUGUGUUCGUCAGCGAGGUGACGGCCAUGGUACCGGUGCUAGGGGACUGCCACCACGCCUUCUCUGUGUACACUGCCCAGCGGACCAGGCGGCGAGGGCCCCUGCUGCUGGCGGCCCCCACGGACCAGGACAUGACCGACUGGCUGUCCCUGCUGUCCCAGUGCUGCUGUGAGUGGAGGGGCAUCCGCGGCCCCCCAUCCCGACAGGCCCUGUGGUCCACCACCUCCAAGGGGGACAUCAUGGUCCACGAGCCCUCCACCCUCCUAGAGACCACGUCACACCCCCUGGCCUGUGAAGCCAUGUUCUGGCGGCUGGUCCCGGGACAUCUGCGCUGUGUCCAGUCCAACAGUCUCGGGCUAGUGUGGGGUAUUGGGUGGGACGGUACCGCCUGGGUCUACAGCCAGACCACCAUCCCGGAAGGAGCUGCAGUUCAGAUGCAGCCUCAGACAGACGUGCGGUGUAUUCACGUGUAUGAAAACCAGAGAUGGAAUCCAAUGGCUGGAUACACAGAUAGGGGUCUGCCCACCGACAGGCCGAUGUGGAGUGAUGAGAGUGGGCUUAAAGAGGGCACUAAAGCCAGCACGCCUCCCCCCUCGCCUCAGUGGAGCUGGGUGACGGAGUGGGUGGUGGACUACAGCGUCCCCGGGGGAGCAGACAAAGAUGGCUGGCAAUACGCUGCCGACUUCCCUGUGACGUUCCAUGGACACAAGACCAUGAAAGACUUUGUACGACGCAGGAGAUGGACAAGGAAGUGCAAGAUCACCCUUAGGGCACACUGGCAACAGGUCCCGCCCAUCCGUUUGAGUGACAUCUCACUGAUGCCUUGCCUGGCCCAGAGCAGGAUGGAGCAGGUCCCGGUCUGGGCCCUGAGUGACAAAGGGGACGUCCUGUGUCGCCUGGGCGUCACCCCAAAAAACCCAGCAGGUACUUCCUGGCUCCACGUGGGUACAGACCAGCCCUUUAAGUCCAUCUCCAUCGGAGGGGCCAAUCAGGUGUGGGCCAUUGCCAAGGAUGGAGCUGUGUUCUAUAGGGGGUCCGUUUCGCCCCAAAACCCAGCAGGAGAGUGCUGGUACCACAUCCCAAGCCCCCCCAGGCAGACCCUGAGGCAGCUGUCUGUAGGGAGGACCUCUGUCUUUGCCGUGGACGAAAGCAGUAAUCUGUGGUACAGACAGGGUCUGACACCCAGCUACCCCCAGGGCUCUGCUUGGGAGCUCAUCUCCAACAACGUGACCAAGGUGUCUGUUGGACCACUGGACCAGGUGUGGGCCGUAGCAGAUGGGGUCGAGGGCUUCCCAGCGGAGGCUCCGGGAACGCUCUGCCACCGGGUGGGCGUGGGGCCCAUGCAGCCCAAGGGCCAUUCCUGGGACUACGGGAUAGGGGGAGGAUGGGAGUACAUCAGUGUAAGGGGCAACGCCACGGAGCCGGCGCGCACCAUUGUCCCUGCUGCCAUAGCAACCCAGCAAAGCCCCCUGCCCCCGCCGACCAGAGAGAACGGGAGCGCUGUGGUUCUACUUGUGCCUGUGUCCCCCCCAUUGGCCCUCAAGCCCCCCUCAAGGAAUGACUGAAUGAGUGGAUGGAUGAACGACCCUACCGGUGUGCUCCUGCGCAAGUGAAGACGUGAGCGAUGAUGAAGAGGAUGAUGCUGGUAUUGGUGAUUAUGGGGAGAAGAUCUCAGACUGUUGGAGUUAUGUAAUGGUGAAAUUGUUUCCAUCAUCAGCAUCGUCUAAUUGCUCAAUACUUUCGAAAGCACGUCACUAAAAUGAGGCACAAAAAUGUACAUUACAUAUGUGUGUAUAGUGCAUAUGUCAAUAUGCACAACAAGAAUCAAGUCCUGUUUUAUUGUGCAGGGCUCAUUAAAGAUGUGUUGCAAAAGUAUGACAUCAGCUGUUGCUGGGCAGUUUGGUUAGAAUGGUAUCCAAGUGGACAGCUGGACAUUUUGUUGGGACUUGUUAAUUGGUUGCUCCACUCGGAUGUGGGCGGAGUCAGUCACGAGUACUACAACAGCCAAGGGAACGCUGUUCCUUCUGCCUGAAUGACAACAUGCAUAUUAUCACCUUGGUUUCCGUCCCGUUGAGCCCUCUGAUGUGUCAGUGCUGGAAAUUGCAGUACGUCAGCAUAACAGUAGUACUUGACUUGAGAUCUUCGGAUCUCUGUACAAACCCCAUAACAACUGCAGUUCUGAGUACUUGAACGCAUUUCGGUGUUCAGAUUUUGUAUCCUUCUGGAAUCCUCCCCUGAAGUUCUAGCUUUCAAUACCGUAUCUUUCAAUGAGGUUUACUCAAAUUCACCUACAUUUCAUCACCUAGGUGUGUAGAAUCUUUUGCUGUUUAAUGUUUGCGUUUGUUGUGUGUGUGUUGAUAAUUUAUCACAUUUAUGAAAUGUGCUUGUGAAUUUAUUUAGUUGUUUUGUCUGUUUUGAUUCUCUGGGCUGCUUGUUAGGUCAAUAGAGCAUUAUGACUUUGUGUUCUCCCAACAAAAUAAAAUAUAUUAAUUUAUUAAACAAUAAAAAUCUAUGCUAAAUCAAUUAGCUUCCUUCCCAUGAAACAUAUCCCAUAAUGUUUUCUUCUCAGUAUUAUUUGCUUCAGACCCAGUUUAGCCCGGAAAGGUCAAUCUGUACACAGCAGGGCUGAGCAACACUACCACUUCUACUGUACUCUAAACUAGGGGCUUCCGGCUGUGAAAUUAAACAUAAAACCAGC
This is a messenger RNA of Gadus morhua (Atlantic cod), 5049 nucleotides long. RefSeq names its product tectonin beta-propeller repeat containing 1b (gene tecpr1b). NCBI's taxonomy places the organism in Eukaryota, Metazoa, Chordata, Actinopteri, Gadiformes, Gadidae. The transcript has 27 exons. The record is from RefSeq and is a predicted model, not a curated record. The coding region runs from base 254 to 3916 and encodes 1220 amino acids. Gene Ontology annotation, cellular component: membrane.